Alosa alosa (allis shad) is the source of this 2056-nucleotide messenger RNA. RefSeq names its product UDP-Gal:betaGlcNAc beta 1,4- galactosyltransferase, polypeptide 2 (gene b4galt2). Bases 555 to 1703 code for a protein of 382 amino acids. Gene Ontology annotation, biological process: carbohydrate metabolic process. Gene Ontology annotation, molecular function: glycosyltransferase activity. The record is from RefSeq and is a predicted model, not a curated record. Lineage: Eukaryota; Metazoa; Chordata; Actinopteri; Clupeiformes; Clupeidae. The transcript is spliced from 7 exons.
AAAACCUGCCUCCAGUGGCUGUUUUAUUUGUCCUCAUAUCCACGCUCAUAUCUAGCUUAGGAGCAAAUAUGUAAUGCCUAUUAUGCCUUGGAAAUCGCGGACAAAUGCAUAGUUAGUCUAAAAAAUAUAGUUGUUGGUAGGAUAAAUAUCUGUUUAUUUCAAAAAAUGAAGGAUCCAUUUCAACUGUCUGAUAUUUUCCAAGACGUUUUGAUGCGUGCGCAAGCAAGGCUACACAAAAAAUGAAUUUACCGAUACCAUUAUCAGUUGGAAAUAACGGUAUCGCAUUGCUUUAUCGCGUUGAUAUUAUGUAGCUUUAUACUGCACAAUCUAUGCGUUUUUCUGUCCUUUACGCUUUUUGGCUGAACUGACAGUCUGGUAUUAUUUUGAUAGUCUGCUGAACACCAACAAAGAAAUGCAUCCAUAAGAAUUGAAUUGGUGCCCUGGCUCGCUUGUUAUCACGAGGUGACCUCGCGGAGCCGUCGCCCGGGGGAUCGGCGCGGGCUGGAGAGGAGUGACCGGAUGCCCGUAGCCGAGCAGCGGCCGCGGCCUCGACCAUGACCCGGCUGAUGUUGGGCCGGACCCUGGAGCGGAUCUGCAAGGGCGUGCUGCUCCUGUGCCUGGUGCACUUCCUCAUCAUGAUGAUCCUCUACUUCGACGUCUACAGCCAGCGCUUCGACAUCUUCAGCCGCUUCAACAACGGCCGCGGUGCCAACGCUUCGCGGGCCAACGCCGCCGGCGCUCACCACUACUUCUACUACAACUCCUCCCGACCCAACGCCACCUUCGCCAGCUUCCUGGCCACCGCCGAUCAGCUACUGCCCAGCGGCAGAUCGGAGGCCAACCACACGCCGCCCACUCCCAAGCCCAUCCCGCCGUGCCCGGAGGUGCCCCCUGGCCUGGUGGGUCGCCUACUCAUCGAGUUCAGCUCCAUGAUGACGUUUGAGCGCGUGCAGAGGGAAAACCCCAACGUGACAGAGGGGGGCAAGUACACACCGCCAGACUGCCGGGCCAAGCAGAAGGUGGCCAUCAUCAUCCCCUUCCGCCACCGCGAGCACCACCUCAAGUACUGGCUCCACUACCUGCACCCCAUCCUGCGCCGCCAGAAGAUCGACUACGGCAUCUACAUCAUCAACCAGUUGGGGGAGGACACUUUUAACCGGGCCAAGCUGCUAAAUGUGGGCUACACUGAAGCCUUGAAGGACAGUGAGUAUGACUGCUUCAUCUUCAGUGACGUGGACCUCAUCCCCAUGGAUGACCGCAACCUCUACCACUGCUACGACCAGCCACGACACUUUGCCAUUGCCAUGGACAAGUUCGGCUUCAGGCUGCCUUAUGCGGGCUAUUUUGGCGGAGUCUCUGGCCUCAGCAAAAAGCAGUUCCUCAAAAUCAACGGCUUCCCCAACGAGUACUGGGGGUGGGGAGGCGAAGACGAUGACAUCUUCAACCGGAUCACGCUGAAUGGGAUGAAGGUGUCCCGGCCAGACGUGAAGAUCGGUCGCUAUCGGAUGAUCAAGCACGAGAGAGACAAGCACAACGAGCCCAACCCUCAGAGGUUCAACAAAAUCCAGAAUACCAAGAACACCAUGCGGAAGGACGGCAUCAGCUCGCUGUUGUACCGUGUGGUGUCCAUCAAGAGGUACCCGCUCUACACCAACAUCUCCGUGGAGAUUGGCAAGCCCCCGCCCAGACCCCUCAGGGGAUAGUAGCUCAGGAGGAGGGGUCUGCACCCGCCACUUACCUACACACACACACACACACACACACACACACACACACACACACACACACACACACACACACACACACACCUGGAGGCAUCGGGACUCUCCUGUUCUUGUAUCAGAGAGAAAAGAAAAGAGGGUUCACAUCCACUUUAAUGACCUUCUCAGACAUCCAAAACAAAGGGAAGCCAUGGACCUGGACAUCAAGUGGCUUACCUCUCAGGAAAUCACCAAGCUUUCCACCUGGGGAAAGGGUACACACACACACACACACACACACACACACACACACACACACACACACACACACACACACGAUUGUACUUGAGCACACA